Molecule: messenger RNA, 2152 nt
Organism: Mobula hypostoma (lesser devil ray)
Lineage: Eukaryota; Metazoa; Chordata; Chondrichthyes; Myliobatiformes; Myliobatidae
Exons: 13
Coding region: 1-1911 (636 amino acids)
Source: RefSeq, a predicted model, not a curated record
AUGGGGCAUGGUUGCCAGCCCCAGGCACAACCUCCUCCUGUCGUAGCCGGGCUUGGAACCGUCCACGGCAGAGUUCCUAUCUUGUCUCCUCAAGAACGUACCCAGAUCUCAGAAGAAGAGCCAGAUGAGGAAACUAUAAAGAAACAGGAGGAACUGAAGGAGGCCUAUGCUGUGCUGGCAGCCAGAGAGCAAGAAAUUCUCCUCAUCCAACGUGGCGAGCUGAAGAGCAAGAAAAACACUUCUCACUCGAAGGAAGUUCUACAGGCAGGUUUCCAGAGAUACAUGCAGCUGAUCUAUGGAGAGACCCCUCGGAUCAAGAUUCCCGAGCUGGAGAUGGAUGAACCAGUAGAACAGCAGCUGGAACGACCGUACAUCAGGAAAGGGUUCUUCCCCACCCUGGCUGAACCCAGACCCUGGGAUGAAGUCACCGACGGUGAGAAAGAGGCCAGGGGACUGCCCCACUGGGCAGGGCCCCCGGACGUCCCUAUCGCCCUGGACGGCUUUAUCCCGAACUCAGUGUUCCUCCGCUUGCUCUGGCCGAUGGAACCCUGGCAAGACCUGGGCCAUUCAGAAACGGAGCUGAGGGUUGAGGUGAAGGAGGUGGUGAAGACAGAACUGGAGUUGGAGCAGACGCCAGAUCCAAAGGUGCUGCUGAAGUUGGAGACGCCAGUGUCCUGGGAACUACAGUCCUCAGAUUCGGACCGUUCCCGUGUCUUCAGUGCUACGCCAGAGCCAACAAUGGAGACCAAGCCUCCAAAACAGGAGGAGAAGCUGCAAAUCAGAAGUGACGCACCAGCCCCUCAGGAGCCAAAGGUAAGAAGACUCCCCACUCCAGUGUCCAGGCCCAGUCCACCCCAGCACAGAUCUCUGCCACAGGAGCCAGAAGUCUCGACCUCACCUCCUCUUCCAGUGCCGGUUCAACGAUUCAAGGGGGAGGCCUGGUUUAAUAAAGCCUUUCCCAAUGCAGAUUCCAAGAUGUUCCUGCCAGACCUGACGGAUGAGGGGUUUGUGCUGAUGCUCAUUGACCUGCUGCGGACGGCCGAGUACGAGGUGAAGGAGGAGGUCACCAACGUUCUGGUGGUGCUGCUGCCAUCGCAGCCAGCCGCGGUCUCUCGCUUGGCUCGUGAAACUCUCAUGACCGUCCUCAGUGGGCCCAACCCCCCACAAGCAGAGAUCCGUGAACAGUGGGAAUUUAUCCGUGCAGCUCUGGGGGCACUGAAGCAGCUGGCAACUCACUCCCAGGAGUUCUUCGUGGAGUUAAUGGUCCAGUUCUUGCAGAGUGAUGUCAUUCUCAGAACCACCGUCAGAGCCAUUCUGGAUGAGCUGGGUCUGCAGGACCCCCACAACUACCUGGAGAUGGAGCUGAGCUCUUGGGAAGAUAGAGACCGCCAGGAACUUCGCAAAGUCAGCCGAGCCUGGCUCCGCCAUUGGAUGCAACAGUUCAAGGUGGGACGGAGACAAGGGAAGGCAUCUGUGCUGCGCCUGCCUGCACCCCAGACGCCCAGCUCCCUGGACUCACUGCGUCCCAUAGAGGCCGUCAACUACUUCUGUGAACUGCAGCUGGAGCAGACACUGCAGGAACUGAGGGUGUCCGAGCAGCAACCGGAGGAGGGACAGGAUGUCAGGAACGCUGUACUCUUCCUGCCAAAGAUCACCAGGCACCGACCCAUCAUGAGGCUGGGGGAGACGCAGGAGGCAGUGCCAUCACAGAAGCUGCAGCUGCCCCGCCUCCCACUGCGACCUCUGACCUUUGCCCUAGGCCGUGUCAUCAGGCUGCCCAUGUCAGAGGUCAGCCUCAACCCCUUCCCCUCGGCCCUUGACCGGCUCCCUCCACACAGCCUCCUCACCCUCCGGCGAUCCGGUCAGAAAUACUUUGUCCUGGAGCACUCACUGGUGGGCACCUACUGCUGACCCUCAGCCUGAGUCACACCAUCACCCUUCUCACCGAAUCUGAAUACGCCUCACACCCUGCUGCACGUGUCACAUCACCCGUACACCCCCCUCGCAUGUACACUCCCUCACAACUGUACACCCCCCUCGCUCCUGCAGACCCCUCUACACCUGUGCAACCCCCCUCGCACGUACACCCCCCUCGCACCUGUGCACCCUCUUCGGACCGGUAUACCCCCCCAAUACCUAUGCACGUGUACCA